Molecule: messenger RNA, 327 nt
Organism: Dentiscutata heterogama
Lineage: Eukaryota; Fungi; Glomeromycota; Glomeromycetes; Diversisporales; Gigasporaceae
Source: the annotation of a GenBank genome assembly
AUGCCUCAACUAGCGACAACCGAACCGACUCCACCAAUUCCAACGGAUAACGCUGGUUAUCUUGACGAAUCUUAUAUAAGUAAUCUGUCUGAGCGCUCCCGAUUUGGUUCAAAUUAUAUACCCCCUUCAGAAGACUCCGAGGAAAUACCUGAAAUAGGAACUCCUCCUCCUCCAACACCAAAUACUCAGGACGAUGUAGCUUCUGACGUGACUGACGAAGACUGGGAAGAUUUACUUGAACAAACUCAACAGAUCCUCGUCGUAUUUAUACUCCCAUUCAUAGGACGGUGGCUAGGUCGAAGGUUUUCUUUCUGGGGUAACUAUUAA